Molecule: messenger RNA, 3300 nt
Organism: Penicillium brasilianum
Lineage: Eukaryota; Fungi; Ascomycota; Eurotiomycetes; Eurotiales; Aspergillaceae
Source: the annotation of a GenBank genome assembly
ACCGCAGUCUUGCAAUUUCUCAGCAGUGAAUUUGAUCUAUCCAGGUGCUUGCUUUUCUGAGGGCCAGCUUCGUGCAGCUCGAAACAAUGGCGGUAAUGUCUUCUCUCGCGUCCACCCUAUGGGCCCAAGCUCUUGCCACGCUUGGCCUCCUGCUUUUGACAAAGCUUGUCUGGGAUGUUUUCUUCUCGCCAUUGAGGGCCAUUCCGGGCCCAAUUUUGGCCAAGAUCACCGAUGCCUGGCGAGCUAUUCACACGCAUCGCGGCCGUGCCGACUUGAAACAUCUCGAACUCCACCGCAAAUAUGGAACAGCAGUGGCAAUUGGUCCUAACUGCGUGAGCAUUUCUGAUCCGAGCCUCAUUCGGACGAUCUACUCCACACGUAACCCAUGGAAGAAGAGUGACAUGUACCGACCUAAUGAUGUACUCAUUGAAGGUCAUCGUCUCAAUAACCUGUUUAACUCCCAAGAUGAGGAGUGGCAUAAUCAGAACAUUCGACCAAUUCGCGGUCUGUGGAGUAUGACCAAGGUUCUUGAGUACGAACCUCUGAUUGAUGAGACCAUCAACAAGUUUGUUGAUAAGCUUGCUCAGAAGUUUGUGGAUGGCAAGAAUGCCGGUACUGUUUGCCCGGCUGAUGAAUGGAUCGGAUACUUUGCCUGGGAUGUCACGGCGAACUUUAGUUUCGGCCGCCACUAUGGCUUCAUUGACCAAGAAAAGGAUGUGGACAAUUUGAUCACCGACUCCACUGAUGGUUUGAUCUACUUUGCUCCGGUCUCCCAAAUCCCUUGGAUUGACAACUUGCUUGAUAAGAACCCCAUCAAGCGAAUUGGACCCAAGCCCACCCUCACUGGCGUUCUCUAUGCCUUCAAGGUUGUUGCAGAGUAUCAAGCUCAGCUCGCUGACAAAAAGGUCACUGCCGGAUCAGUUGAUCACACGUUGGACAAAUACGUGCAACUCAAGGAGACGUACCCGGACAUGGUCAACGACCCGCAAAUCGUGAACUGGCUGAUGUUGAGCAUCCUUGCCGGUGGCGAUACCAGCUCCGCAACAAUGCGUGCUGUUCUCUACUACCUGGCCAAGUCCCCCUCGGCAUCAGCCAAGCUCGCCGCGGAGCUGCAAGCUGCCUCUCUCCCCACGCCUGCCCCUUGGAAAUCCAUCCGAGACCUGCCAUAUCUGGAUGCAGUUAUCCGCGAAUCUUUGCGCGUCAACCCCGGCAUCGCAAUGGUCUUUGAGCGUGUAGUUCCCGAGGGUGGAUUCACCUUGCCAGACGGACGCUAUAUCCCUGCCGGCACUAAAAUUGGAUGCAACCCCUUCGUGACCAACCGGGACUCUGGUGUCUUUGGGGAUGAUGCCGAUGAUUUCAAUCCGGACCGCUGGCUGCAGGGUGAGAACGAAAGUGAUGAGCAAUUUGAGGCUCGUUCUCGGCGCAUGAAGGAUACCGUUGACUUUGUCUUCGGUGGUGGUGGUCGUAUCUGUUUGGGUCGGUACCUGGCGAUGCUGGAGAUCAAGAAGUUGAUUGCGACGCUUUACAAUAUGUUCGAUAUUCAACUGGUUGAUCCCAAGCACGAGUGGAAGUAUCGCGAUGCUUGGUUCGUCUACCAGUACGAUAUGCCGAUGAUCAUCAAGCGUCGUGUGUAGACAUGACUAUUCUACGCGUAGUUAAUCACGAGGAGGAAGACAUCGAAGAGGGGUAAUAAUUAUUUUUGACACCUAUGAAUACACACGACCAAUUUGCAGAAGAAUGUAUGCAGCUGAAGUAGAAAGAGAAGCAUACCGCAGAGGGUAUCAAAGUUCCUGUCCUGAAAAAAAGAGAGAAAGAGAAAAGUAACGCCCUAACUUUGAACACCACAAGCCAUUCCAAUCCACCCCUUCCCCCAAUUCCAUGCGUCAAUCAUUAGAGAAAAAAAAAGCAUAUGCGUCCGCAGUAUGUUUACCCUUGCAGGGUACUUGCGUCAAGUCAUUCGAAUCCUUUGUCAUCGUUCGUUUUGGAAAAGACCUACAAACAGAACCUUUGCCACCAAGUAUCAAGUUUCGUGUGGCUCUUCAUUGAAAGAAACCUCUGGUUUCGAUGCGCAGCGCUCGUCAGUCCCUUCACUAGGCUUCCCCUCAUUGCCUUCGUCAGUGAUCUCACCCCAUCCGGAGCUCCUGCGACUGACUCUGCCAGAGGCCAUGACAAGAGGGCUGACCACACCUCCAGUGACGCUAGCAGCUGUACUAUCAUUUCGAGUAUGAGAUGGUGCACCGCUACGAAUGCUUGCUCCGUCACCUCCAGCCAGGCUUUGCUUUGGGGUGUGGAAACUGCCGCGGUCGCCGCCAUUGGCCAAAGGUGCUGGACCAGAUGAGGAAUAGACACUGAUGCGUUCAGCGCUUGCGAGUCCAACAAUGCUCGGUCGGGCCAGCACCCCCUGGGCGUUGAAGGCUGAAGUGCUCGACGGCUCAACCACACUACCACUAAGCAGGCUCAGUGGCAAGCUCUCUCGGCUCCCGCCAAAGACCGAUGAGGGUGCCAAUGCACGAACGGAGGCAUUGGUGUCAAGGGAAUUCCGUCGUCGGCGCUUGGACGAGCUUGCGAGCGUCAGGAUAGAGGCGUUGUCGUUCAAGGCGUUGUUUGCCGUCGCGCUGCUGUAGGUCAUCGACUGGCUAUGGGGUAUAAGGUGCGGGGGCACGGCUGUAGCAGGCGAGGAGGACGUAGGAAAUUGAUGCGAGAACUGGACUUGCUGAUUUCCAGAACUCUGCGUGGAGCUGCCGUGUGCAUGGCCAGGUUGUGUAUUGGCCGCGGGGUACAAUUGGGUAGAUGGGGCCGCCGACUGCACAGUUGUCAAGGUGGUGGUCAACGAGCGAACCGAAGGCGCAGGUGACGAGAAGGUGCUCCCUUCGCCUCCACCAUGUGAGCUUAAUCCCCCACCCCCUGUCGCCAUUGUCCCUGCCUUGGAGUAUCCUGCAUCCGAGAUCGCAGUGUCGCCGUUGGUCGAUACGGUAGGGGCCGUGGACUUGGUGCUCGUCGCGGGGACCUGGUUUUCGUAGCCUGAAUAGACCAGGGAGGGGUCACUGCGUGAUCCAGAUCCGUGUCUAUCAUGCUCGUCGACUUCGGAGUACGAGUCGCCGUGGUUUGGGCGGUUAAGUGUGCCCGAUAAUGGGUACGGGUUGUUCCCUUGGCCGCCAUUCUUCUUGCCCUUGGAGUUUGUGUGUCGCUUGUUGGACCAGCGAUGAGAGCCAGAUUCGGAGGAGCUCUUAAGACUUGCGAGGCGCUUCAUCCAGCUCGAAAAAGGGCGGCGCCGACCGUUGCGAUCUAUUUGGAUGUUCC